Molecule: messenger RNA, 1215 nt
Organism: Mercurialis annua (annual mercury)
Lineage: Eukaryota; Viridiplantae; Streptophyta; Magnoliopsida; Malpighiales; Euphorbiaceae
Product: probable aquaporin NIP7-1
Exons: 5
Coding region: 165-1025 (286 amino acids)
Biological process (GO): transmembrane transport
Cellular component (GO): membrane
Molecular function (GO): channel activity
Source: RefSeq, a predicted model, not a curated record
AAUAAUCCUUAAUUAACAUUAAGCUGAUUCCAAGCAAUGCAAGAAACAUCCCUAUUUUUUUACUCUCCAUCUUCAUGCAUCCCGCAUUUUUCUACCGUAGUUUCUUGCAAAAACGCUAUUAAAAUCUCAAUCCCGCACUGGUUUUUUUUGUUAAUCCAGACAAUAUGAAAAUCAAACACUUCCUCGAAGAAGAACAAUCUCCUGUUACUUCUGCCAAUGAAGCAUCCAGUACUGGUUUAUCUCAAGAAAGAACCUCGAAUGAUGAUGAUUUUUUCGCUAAAUAUCCGAAUCUCGGGUGUUUUCCGAAGGAAAUGAAUUUAAAUCCAGCAAGAAUGGUGCUGGCGGAGUUGAUGGGGACGUUUCUGUUAGUGUUCUGUAUAUGUGGAAUCGUAGCAAGUUCAGAGCUGACGAGAGGACAAGCUGGUCUUUUGGAGUAUGCAUCAACGGCAGGAUUAACGGUGAUCGUCUUGGUUUUUGCGAUUGGUCCAAUUUCUGGUGCUCAUGUUAAUCCUGCUGUUACUAUUGCAUUUGCAACUUUUGGUCAUUUUCCUUGGUCCAAGGUUCCAUUUUAUGUAGCAGCACAAAUAAUAGGAUCAAUAUUGGCAACAUAUGUGGGAAAAGGUGUAUAUGGGAUCAAACCAGAGCUUUUGGCUACACGAUCAGCCCAAGGCUGCCAAUCUGCCUUCUGGGUUGAGUUUAUUGCAACUUUCAUAUUCAUGUUUCUUAUCGCUUCAUUGAAAUACCAACCAUCUAUUGGAAAUUUGGCUGGUUUUGUAAUCGGACUCGCCAUUGGUCUAGCUGUACUUAUUACCGGGCCUGUUUCAGGAGGAUCAUUAAAUCCGGCAAGGUCGUUAGGGCCGGCAAUUGUUUGCUGGAAUUUCAAGGACAUAUGGAUAUACAUAAUUGCACCGACAACCGGAGCUAUAGCCGGAGCUCUAAUGUUUCACGUGUUACGUCUUCAAUGCCGGCCAUGUACGUCCUCUCCGAACGCAGGCCUACUUGGCCACUCCAUAGACUUCACCUAGGAGAUAAAUGUUAAUGUUCCCUUUUGAUCAUUGCAAUUUAUGUACAUAUGGUAGUGCAUCCAAAAUAAAAUUAAGCUUAUGAAUCACCUGCAAACUGUGAUUAUGACUGAAUAAUUAAUUUCUUAAUAAUGUAUUAUUGUCAUAUGCCAUGAUCAUUAAUUUAAUUUGAAAGUGAAACAUAUUCUAUGUU